AUGGCCGGAGCGAAUCAGUACAUACGGCAGGUGCUUCACCAUACCGAGCCUCCGCCUCCAGUCAACGCACGUUUCUUCUACAGCUCCCCGAUCCCUAUAGACGAUCCGCUCUCGCCCUUGCCCCCUCCUACGACAGCUACUGCGUCUGCGAAACGACCGCCAAAGGCCUUCUCGGAGUAUGACAACGCUGCUCUGGACAAAGCGUGGCAUGACUUGAGGCGGAAGAUCUUGAAGUACAACGAAGAACAAGGGGAGAAGAGCGGGAGCAAUGAUGGCAGUAGAUCGAGGGCGGGCUCGACCAAUAUUCAAGGCAGCCGGCGAGGGUCAGGCUCGCAGCCAGCCACACCGCGCUCGAAGCCCAUAAGACUACCAGCGUCUAGCUUGAGCCAGGUCGAGGGGCUUGGGGAUGGCACAUCGGAGGGUUCAGCUUUCGGCGAGGCCACGCAUGUGCCGGACACGACUGGGAACCCUUUCGUACGGGCGCCUUCUAGGAAACAGACUGUUACGACUUCGCGCAAUGAGCGGCCAGCUCGACCACAGGUCAAGCAACAUGACACUUACGACUGGGAUGAUGAUUCGCACCUUCUUGAUCAAAACGCGACAGCAGCGGAGACGAAGGAUGUUCGACCGAGCAGUGCCCCGAGCAAUAAAGUGGCAGUAGGCGUAUCGAGGCUGCACCAGGUCGAAAUGCCAAAUUUGCAGAUGACACCCAUCUACUGGACUCCGGUGCACGACGAAGCUGCUGUCAUCCGGGGGACUUGGUUCUACCAGGAGACUAUGCUGCCUGUGGAGACGGCGGUUGCGAAUAUGCUCGAGGCUGGAUAUGUGGAUCUGCAGGUCUGGACGGAGACGUGGAAGGAUGAGCUGAACAGUGCAGUAGAGGUCGGUGCUGUUGGCGAGGAGAAGAUCGUGCACAAACUGUGGCCCGACAAGCUGCCUAAACCUCCGGACAGUCGACCAAGCAGCAGACAUGGCACUGCCACCAGAAGUGAUAGAGACGAUCUACUUCGCGCUGUGACAUCCAACCUAGCUGAAGGAGCACCGGAGACACCCGAGCAGACACGCGAUAGAGCUGUAGAAGCUGCGUGCGACAUCAUCGACAUCUCGAGCGGCCCAGGAGGCGCUGACAACAAGGCGUCCGGAACCUCGACAUAUGGCUACAAUGGCGCCACGAGAAGCUACUCGUCAUUUGGAGUCAUCUAUGCUAACGCAAAGGAAGCACGACUUCUCAAGCCUAGCCUACUGCCGUCCCGGUAUUAUGGACGUAGGCCACUAGCCAGCUAUAUCCGCAAAGGCCACAAGCUAGGUAUCGCGGUAGUCCGUGGAUUCGACCAGCGUAUCUGGAACAAGAUCCAUCCGUCGAAGUCAAGUCCUAGGGCCGCCAAAGCACAGCAGGGUGCUGCGACGUCCGCAUCUAAUGUACCUCCACAAGCUCAAGCGAAAGAUGAUGUUCCAGAUGAGAACACUAAUGUGACUGAUCUGAUCUUCGUCAUCCAUGGCAUUGGGCAACAGCUGUCUCAUCGAAUGGAAAGCUUCCACUUUACGCACGCCAUUAACGCCUUCCGCCGCGAGGUCAACGUCGAAGUCGGCAGCAAAGAAGUCAGAGCACGCUUCAGAAGGGACAUGGGCGGCAUCAUGGUCCUGCCCAUCAACUGGCGACAUUCGCUGUCAUUCGAAGAAGGUGGCUACCGCGAUGGCAGCGAGAAUCCAGCACGCAACGAAUUCACGCUGGCCGACAUCACGCCCGAGACGCUUCCCUCCGUCCGAGGGAUAGUCAAUGAUGUGAUGUCUGAUAUUCCUUACUACCUUUCGCACCAUCAGCCGAAGAUGAUGGCUGCGGUCAUUCGAGAGGCCAAUCGAGUGUAUCAGCUGUGGUGUAGGAACAACCCCGGGUUCGCGGAUACGGGGCGAGUUCAUCUCAUCGCUCACUCACUGGGCAGCAUCAUGGCCCUCGACAUCCUCUCGAACCAGCCAACAAAAGUACCCCAACAUCUGUCAGACCCGACUUCGAUCGACCUGGAUGCCGAGCAGCUCGACCACUUCCUCUUCCAGACCUCUAAUAUAUACAACGUAGGCUCACCUGCCGGCUUCUUCCUGCUCCUCAAGCAGUCUCAACUGCUACCUCGCGUCGAGGGACCCUCCGCCACCGCCAUGGACGACCCCAUCGCCAACACCCUUACAGUCUGCGGCGAGCGGGCCCAAUACGGUUGUCCGGCUGUUGACAAUGUCUACAACAUAAUCAAUCCCUAUGACCCAGUAGCCUACCGCAUGAACGCAGCAGUCGACGCGACGUACUCCGCAACACUCAAGCAAGCGUUUGUCCCCUCAGCUACACCAGGCUGGUUCGGCGUCGGCACCAAAUCCUCCAGCAUCUGGGGUGGAAGCACCACGGCACCCAAAGACGGCGCUCAAAUGCCCACGCUCCCGCGUCUGCCUUCAAACGUCGAAAUGGAAGUCCAUAACUUUUCCCGCGAAGAGAUUGCGGAGAAGCGGAUGGCGCUGCUCAACGACAACGGACAGGUCGACUUCUUCCUGAGCGUGGGCAUCACCGAACCCAUAUACGGUCCUUCAGCGAUCCAGUCGGUUGCCGAUCAAGCGAAAGAGAAGCCAUACACCGAGCUCAACAAAGAUGACUUGCGGUGGGAGUGCAUGGACUCGACGAAUGUGGAGACCAAAUCGUUCUACAUGCUGAGCGAUGACGGGCGAGUCGGCAUGGCGCAGGUGAUAUACAGUAACGUAUUAGGCGUCCGAACCACCGCCCAGUUCACCUCCAAGAUCUUCUCCCAAGACCCGAGCAAGCCGCACGCCUGGAGCUCGACGAACCUGUCGAACUUACAGUUCCCCAACGACAAGCACGAUUUUACGGCAGACAACUGUUCGAUAACCAUCAGCGAGAAGGGGACGAGCUAUCACAUCAAGUCGAACGCCGACGCAAAGCACAUUGUCGACCUGAAGUUCACGCAAGCUUGCCCUGGUCUGGUUGUUGGCAAAGAUGGGACUAGCUACUUUGGUACUGAUCCGCAGAAGUAUUGGGGCAGGAUGAUACAUAAGUUCUGGCCGAGAUGUCAGGUGGAAGGACAGAUCUUGAGGUCUGAUGGGCCGGUGGAUUUCAAGGGAAAGGGCAUGUUCGUUCAUGCUUUGCAGGGCAUGAAGCCGCAUUUUGCUGCUGCAAAAUGGAACUUCGCCAACUUCCACUCCCCCAACGUCUCCGCCUCGCUGAUGAACUACACCACCCCACCAUCCUACGGCGAAACCCCUGUGACCGUCGGAAGCGUCACCAAAGACGGCCAGAUCCUCUUCACAGGCGCCUCCCCCGACACCAAACCCGAGCACACUGAGACCCGAUCGGACCCCGACAGCGACUGGCCGGAGCCCGCCGCCGUGCGCUUCACAUGGGUCGGCAAGACGGCCGACGGCAAAGACGCCAAAGCCGUCAUCGAAGGCAGUCUGGGCGAACGAGCCGACCGGAUAGAUGUCAUGGGCGAGCUGCCGAAGUUUGUGAAAUCGAUCGUGCAGGGUGCGUCGGGGGUCAAGGCGUAUAUUUACCAGUACACGCCGAAGAUGACGCUGAAGCUGGAUGUUGGGGGAGAGGUGACGGAGGAAGAGGGGCUUUUGUUUAGUGAGGCGACGUUUAUCUCGUGA
This is a messenger RNA of Saxophila tyrrhenica, 3642 nucleotides long. RefSeq lists its product as uncharacterized. The coding region runs from base 1 to 3642 and encodes 1213 amino acids. The record is from RefSeq and is a predicted model, not a curated record. Gene Ontology annotation, biological process: response to oxidative stress. NCBI's taxonomy places the organism in Eukaryota, Fungi, Ascomycota, Dothideomycetes, Mycosphaerellales, Extremaceae. Gene Ontology annotation, molecular function: metal ion binding. The transcript is spliced from 7 exons. Gene Ontology annotation, cellular component: cytoplasm.